UCCAUCACUUUCAAAUACAAUAACAAAUUGAUUGAGAAUGAAGAGUCCUUGUUUCUACGUGAUUUUGAUUUUCCUGUACAAAGCGAUCACAGUUUCAGAAUCUUUCUUCCAUGCCCACCAUGUUCACGCAUCUUGUUGUGGUGCAAAGAUCAACCCCGACCCACAUGCCGCAGUUUGCUGUGGAGGAGAACUACUGUACAAGGGAACUGGCCUAACUUCUUGUUGUGGGCAAAUCAACUAUAAUAAAAAGACUCACAUUUGUUGCGGUGGUAAGAUCGAACCACGGUUACUAUUUGAGGAGACAAGCUGCUGUGGAACCAGAAUUAUCAAUCCAAGGGAGAAGGUUUGCUGUGGAGGAGAAAUUUUAGAUCAGAUUUCUGGCAGAGUUUCAUGUUGUGGUGGGGUGAACUUCAAUCCCAAGACCCAUAUUUGUUGUGAAAAUGCUGUCAUAGAGCCAUUUAUGCACGAUAGAUCUUGCUGUGGACAAACGAACUACGAUCCUUAUUUUUAUGUGUGUUGUAAAAGAAAACUUCUGCCAAUUUGGACUGGUUUAACCGCUUGUUGUGAUGAUAAAAAUUACAACCCAAAGACCCAUGUGUGCUGUGGUGGUGUUAUUCACGCAAUAAUUGCAAAUCGUACAGCCUGUUGUAAUAAUAAGCCUGUGAAUCCUGCCAUAACUAUAUGUUGUCAAAAUAAUAUUCUUAGUCCGGCCGGAGGAAUGACAGCGUGCUGUGGUGGAACUAACUACAAUCCUUAUACCCAUGUCUGCUGUGAAAACACGAUUUUGGAUGCAAAAGAUGGUCGAAGAUCUUGCUGUCUUAACAAGAAUUAUAAUCGUUUUUCUGAAGUAUGUUGCGCUGGGAAAAUCACCUACGUCGGGUAUGGUGGUGCAAAGGCUUGUUGCGGAGAUAUUCCAUACGUACCCAGAGCUCAGAUCUGUUGCCAUGGCAAUCUCCUGAGCACUCACGGCGGCUUUACAAAAUGUUGUAAUAACAGAAAUUACAAUCCUCACACACAUGCUUGCUGUGCAGAACAAAUAUUGGAUAAGAGAAUGCGUUAUUAGACAUUUAUGCUCAUGGCUUCUCCUUAACCACAAAAGCAAUAGAAUGUAAUCUAUAAUUAUAAAAAAA
Dendronephthya gigantea is the source of this 1130-nucleotide messenger RNA. RefSeq names its product galaxin-like. The transcript is spliced from 2 exons. NCBI's taxonomy places the organism in Eukaryota, Metazoa, Cnidaria, Anthozoa, Malacalcyonacea, Nephtheidae. The coding region runs from base 38 to 1063 and encodes 341 amino acids. The record is from RefSeq and is a predicted model, not a curated record.